AUGGGCGAAAUAUUACAAAUUCUAUUUGCCAUGGUAAUUCAAGAGACACUUAAUUGUGAAGGUUAUUUGCCAACUGCUUCGUCGGAUGGUGGUGCAACACACCAAUCCACCACAACCCAUCUCAAUAUUCCAAACAAUACACCCCAACCAAAUCAAUUCGCUAACCAUGAUGGAGUUAAGGAAGAGGAGCAAGAGGAAAUUUCUUGUGGUGAAACACCAUCCCUUGAAAUUUACACCCCUGCCACAAGUGAACCAUUAACAACUUGGGAGCAAUCCAAUGCAGUUCCUUCCACUAGUUGUGCCUUGUCCACAGAAACUAUAAAGUCACCGUCAUCACAAACAGUAAAAGAGGAACCAGAAUCGGAAUAG
Molecule: messenger RNA, 369 nt
Organism: Naegleria gruberi
Lineage: Eukaryota; Heterolobosea; Eutetramitea; Acrasida; Naegleriidae
Exons: 1
Coding region: 1-369 (122 amino acids)
Source: RefSeq, a predicted model, not a curated record